Molecule: messenger RNA, 459 nt
Organism: Arachis ipaensis
Lineage: Eukaryota; Viridiplantae; Streptophyta; Magnoliopsida; Fabales; Fabaceae
Source: RefSeq, a predicted model, not a curated record
AUGCGUUAUUUUGGUCCUUUUUCCGUCAUUGCUCGAAUAGGUAAGGUAGCCUACAAGCUGGAACUCCCCAAUACAGCCCGAAUCCACCCUGUCUUCCACAUAUCUCUGCUCAAGAAGUGUGAAGGAGUCCCAUCACCAGCUACCAUCCCUUCUCCGCUGCUAGUAGAUGAGAAGGGCUAUCAAUUACAACCUCAGACAACCUUGGGGCAUCGGAUGAUAAAAAAAGAUGGCAAGUGGAUUGAAGAAGUUCUCAUUAAGUGGCAAAAUACCUUGGGAGAGGAGGCAACGUGGGAACCCUAUGAAGAAAUGAAGACACAAUAUCCUAAUUUUGACCUUGAGGACAAGGUCCAUUUCAAUGGAGGGGGUAAUGUUACAAGUGAGAGAGAGAAAACCGUUAGAAAAAAAGGAGAGCAACAGAAAGGGGAUCUAACAAACUUUCACAUGGAAGGAGAGGAGUGA